UCUAUGGAGACCGAGAAACAGGGGAUAAUACGGCGGAACCGCCCAGGCUGCAGUCCCUCCCUGGAGCCGGCAGGGAGCAGAGCUGCGGAGCCGCCUUGGUCUCCCGCGUCCGUCGGUCCAUUCUUGCGUCCUUCUGUCCAUCGAACGAGCACAGUAGGAGCAGCCACGAGGUAGAAGGGUAGCAUGGCAGCAAGCACAGAUGUGGCUGGGCUGGAGGAAAGCUUCCGCAAGUUUGCCAUCCAUGGUGACCCCAAGGCCAGUGGGCAAGAGAUGAAUGGCAAGAACUGGGCCAAGCUGUGCAAGGACUGCAAGGUGGCUGAUGGAAAGGCCGUGACAGGGACCGAUGUCGACAUCGUCUUCUCCAAAGUCAAAGGAAAGUCUGCUCGGGUUAUCAACUAUGAGGAGUUCAAGAAGGCUCUAGAAGAGCUGGCAAUGAAGCGAUUCAAGGGGAAGAGUAAGGAGGAAGCCUUCGAUGCCAUCUGCCAGCUGGUGGCAGGCAAGGAACCAGCCAAUGUGGGCGUCACCAAAGCAAAGACAGGAGGUGCUGUGGAACGGCUGACUGACACCAGCAAGUACACAGGCUCCCACAAGGAGCGCUUCGACGAGAGCGGCAAGGGCAAGGGCAUUGCUGGGCGUCAGGACAUCCUGGAUGACAGUGGCUAUGUGAGUGCCUACAAGAACGCAGGCACCUAUGAUGCAAAGGUGAAGAAGUAAGGCCUGGGAAGGCCCACAGCAUGGCUGCCCCCAGCAGAGGCUCAGGCCUGGGCCUAAAGGGCACAUGGAGCGAGAGAGCCCUGUCCCUUCCCUGCUGGACCUCCACCCAGUGCUUCCUGCCCAGCCCCAAGGGCCAGCCCACCAGACCUCUGACCCAGACUGCUCUGCAUCCCCUUCCCCUUCCCUCCCUGACUUCUGGCUGUCUGGGGAGGGUCUGUGCCUGUAGCCUCACUGCCCCAACCUAGCCCUGGGCAUGGCUAACCCCUUGCGUGCUUGCCUCAUAUUUAAGCUGCUGCUCUGGCCAAGUGCCUAAUUCUUACCCAGACCUCAAUAAAGAUACCUUUUGUACCAAUAUAA
Acinonyx jubatus (cheetah) is the source of this 1071-nucleotide messenger RNA. RefSeq names its product tubulin polymerization promoting protein family member 3 (gene TPPP3). Gene Ontology annotation, biological process: microtubule bundle formation; positive regulation of protein polymerization; microtubule polymerization. Lineage: Eukaryota; Metazoa; Chordata; Mammalia; Carnivora; Felidae. Gene Ontology annotation, molecular function: tubulin binding. The record is from RefSeq and is a predicted model, not a curated record. Gene Ontology annotation, cellular component: microtubule. The coding region runs from base 184 to 714 and encodes 176 amino acids. The transcript has 4 exons.